Candida tropicalis MYA-3404 is the source of this 1914-nucleotide messenger RNA. It is a transcript of the gene KCS1, whose product is annotated as inositol polyphosphate kinase. Gene Ontology annotation, molecular function: inositol hexakisphosphate kinase activity. Gene Ontology annotation, biological process: inositol phosphate biosynthetic process; phosphatidylinositol phosphate biosynthetic process. The transcript has a single exon. Gene Ontology annotation, cellular component: nucleus; cytoplasm. NCBI's taxonomy places the organism in Eukaryota, Fungi, Ascomycota, Pichiomycetes, Serinales, Debaryomycetaceae. The record is from RefSeq and is a predicted model, not a curated record. The coding region runs from base 1 to 1914 and encodes 637 amino acids.
AUGUCAUCAGAGCUCAACGCAUCAUCAUUAUCGUCAUCGGCGUCUGAUUUACCUGCAACAACAGCAACAACGUCAUCAUCAACAACAGCAAAUUUACUCUCGGGGAGAAAAGCAGCUCGAUCGCUUAGGAUAUUCCAAGGACUAUCUCAAGAAAAUGAAGACCACCACCAUCACAAACACCAUAAUCAUACACACCAUCGAAAUGGUGAUGUAGGGAAACCUAGUCCGAUUAAAGAAAAACGACCACAGAUUAAUAACAAUUCCAUCAACAAUGACUCGUUAGAUUUAGAACCAGUUUCUUCAGCCACUUAUAUUCCUCAUAUUCCCGCAACGGAAACCCUACCCGACGAACCAAUAACACCUAUACUGUCUGUGAAACCACAACAUUUGACUGCAAAUUUAGAAUUUGAUCAUGGAGUAAAUGGUGAUAUUACAAAAAUAUCUUCUGUUUUCAAUAGUGCAGCAUCAGGUAAAACUACAGGAGAUACUCAAGAUAAACCUGAUUCAACUACCACUACGCAUGAACUCGAUGCAAUUGAAGAUGAAGAGAAAACAGUGGAUUUCCCCUUGACUGUGGAACUCAAACCUUUUAAGAAUAAAGUAGGUGGACAUACUGCUAUUUUCUCUUUUAGUAGAAGAGCAGUAUGUAAAGCAUUACUCAAUAGAGAAAAUUGCUUUUAUGAAACAAUUGAAAGCAAUCCAACAUUAUCAAAAUUCACUCCAAAAUAUAUUGGAUUGUUAAAUGUGCGGUAUUCAGACUUACCAGAAGUUUCUUUGGAUGAUAAUUUACAUAUGAUUCCUGAUAGUUUGAAACAAUAUUCAAGUUCGUUUCCAUCACCGAAAUUCAGUUUGGAUGCCAGUCCUGUUCCUAGUUUAACAAACUCACCAGUACAACGUUCUAAUAUGGGUUCUACUUCAGUAAACACCGAGUUGCAAGUUAAAGUAUUGGAAGAAGUUUUCCAGCCUUUGAAAUUACAUGACAGUGAUGUAUUUGCUAUGGAUGAAGAAAGUAGUCAAACCAGCAUUAACAAUAUUCUACCAGAAGAACCAUCUUCACUUCCUUCAUCAUCUCCUGAAGUGUUACUUCGAAAGCAUACUAGAUUUGAAAGAUUUAUUGUUUUGGAAGAUCUUACUUGUGAUAUGAAACAACCAUGUGUAUUGGAUUUGAAAAUGGGAACAAGACAAUAUGGAAUUGAAGCAUCGCGAAAGAAACAAGAAAGUCAACGUGCCAAAUGUUUAUCUACUACUUCAAGAGAAUUAGGAGUCCGAGUGUGUGGAUUACAAGUUUUCAAAUAUGAUAAUCAACGUUUAGCUAAAGAUAAAUAUUUUGGUAGACGCAUCAAGAUUGGUAAACAAUUUUGUAAAAUACUAGGUAAAUUCUUAUACAAUGGACAUGAUAUAUAUUCAAUCUUGAACAAAAUUCCUAAUUUGAUUGAUCAACUUAAGGAAUUGUAUCUGGUAUUUAGAGAAUUACCAGGUUAUAGAAUGUAUGGUAGUCUGGUUUUGUUGAUGUAUGAAGGGGGUAUUACUGAGUCCAGCCAUGUCAAGGUGAAAAUUAUUGACUUUGCUCAAUCAGUAUUACCAGAAGAAGAUAUUGAGAAUGCCAAAAUUCCACCACGGCAUCCAAAAUUGCCAGAUAUGGGCUAUUUGCGUGGUUUAAAUUCAUUAAUUGCAUAUUUUAUUUUAAUUUUUAAUAUCAUCAGUGGAACCAAGUUACGAAACACCCAAGAUAUGGGUAUCUGGAUCAAAGAUAAUGAAGAUAAACUUAGAUUGGAAUCCUGUAAAUGGUUGAAUGAUUAUGCUGAAUUGGAAAAUUUACAAGAUGGAGGAAUCAAUGAAGAUAUUCCAGGUGAUCCAUUUGAUAUUUAUUAUCCUGGUUAUACAGCAGAAGAAGACGAAAAUAUUUCUGAAUAG